This is a messenger RNA of Saprolegnia parasitica CBS 223.65, 2667 nucleotides long. RefSeq lists its product as hypothetical. The coding region runs from base 1 to 2667 and encodes 888 amino acids. Gene Ontology annotation, cellular component: cytoskeleton. The record is from RefSeq and is a predicted model, not a curated record. The transcript has 11 exons. NCBI's taxonomy places the organism in Eukaryota, Oomycota, Saprolegniomycetes, Saprolegniales, Saprolegniaceae.
AUGGACGACGACGACUCGGGCGUGCCCAAGGGCCUCGAUGAGCCGAGCAUGGAGCCGACGUCGCUUGAGUCGCUCGAGAAGGACUUUCAGGAGGUGCUCACGGAGCUCGUCGGCGACAAGAGUCUCGAGCGGUUCCGGCUCGAGUACGAGAAGCUCCAUCGCGCGCUCAAGAAGAGCUCGCUCCAAGAGAAGAAGCUCAUCAAAAAGUGCCGCGAACUCAACGGCGAAAUCGUCAACAACGCCGCCAAAGUGCAGACCGCGCUCAAGCUGUCGCAGGAAGACCAGGCGACGAUCGCGUCACUUAAGAAGGAAAUGGAGAAGGCGUGGAAGAUGGUCGAUGCGUCCCACGAAAAGGAAAUCCGCGCCAAGGAGACCAUCACGCAGCUCAAGGACGAAAUCACAAACUUGAGCCGCCUUGUCGAGCAAGGGGCCGGUCUGAGCAUCGGUCAAGAAAACAUGAUGAAGGAGCUCGUGAAAACCAAGGACGAGCUCUCGCGCAGCAACGAAGAGCACGAGAACAACGCGCGGAAGGACCACCAGCGCAUGCAAGAGCUCCACGCGCGCAUUGUGGAGCUCGACGAGACCAAGAAGCAGCACAUUACCGAGAUCCAGACGCUCAAAGAAAAAAUUGUGCUCAAAACGAACGAGCAAGAGCGCGAGAACCGCCGGAAGGAGCGACUCGACAAGGAAAUCAAGGACGUCAAGCUCAAGCUCGAAAAGAAGACGGUCGAGAGCACGUCGCUCUCAACGGACAUGACGCGCGCCCAGUCGCAGAUCCAAGGCCUCGAGAAGCAGCUCAGCGACAGCCAAGCGGCGAUGGACAAGUACGUCCGCGACUACGAAGCGCUGUACAACCGCAGCCAAAAGCUCACCGAGCUCUUGAACGAACAGAGUGACAAGACGUCGCAGCUGGAACUGCACCGGCGGGAACUCGAAAACGAAGUCAAGGCCAAGGACGACGAGAUCACCAAGCUUAAGCUCGAGAAGGGCGCGGCGGAGCGCAAGAUUGACAAGGAAAAACGCAACAUUCAAAAAGUCGAAGAGAAGCUCGAGGAUGAGCGCACGGCCAAAAUCGUGCUCCAGACGCAAAUCAAGUCGAUGCAAAAGGACCUGGACACGGACAAGAAGAUCGAGGAUGCGCAAAAGGCCGAGCUUGACGCGCUCGAACGCGAGCGGGGCAUCCAGAUCAAGAACGUGCAAAAAGCCGAAGAAAAGAUUAAAAAAGCAACCGACGAAGUCAAGACCAACGAGCGCGUGGCCAAGAACCUCGAGGCGGAGCUCAACGGGUACAAGAACGAAGCCGCGAAGCAGCGCAAGCUCAUCUACCAGCUCGAGAAGGAGCGGGAAAAGUACGGCAUCGAGGCCAGCGAGCAGCGCAAUCUGUACCUCCAGGCCCAAGAGGACAUCAAGCUCAAGGACAUGCGCAUUUACGAAAUGCAGAAAAAGGUCACUGAAGGCGAGUCCAAGCUCAAGCAGCAGCAGCAGCUGUAUGAGGCCGUCCGGAGCGACCGGAACCUCUACAGCAAGAACCUCAUCGAGUCCCAAGACGAGAUUGCGGAAAUGAAGCGCAAGUUCAAGAUCAUCAACCACCAGAUCGAGCAGCUCAAGGAGGAAGUGAGCGCCAAAGACCACGCGCUCGUCAAAGAGCAUUUCGACCACCAAAAAGUCGAAAAGCAAAAGGAGCAACAUAAGAGCGAGCUCGCGCGGCUGCGGACCCUGCUCACGACCAACGAAGAGACCAUCAACAACCAAGACGCGGAGCUGCGAAAGCUGACGACCAUGAUCCGCCGCAUGGACGACGAGGCCUUGGAGCAGAAGAAGGAGUACGACCAAGUCAUCAACGAGCGCGACAUCCUCGGGACGCAGCUCAUUCGGCGCAACGACGAGCUCGCGCUGCUCUAUGAGAAGCUCAAAAUCCAGCAGUCCACGCUGAGCAAAGGCGAGACGCAGUACCAAGAACGCAUCGCCGACAUUCGCGUGCUCAAACUCAAAAUCACCGACAUGAAGCGCGAGCUCCACAUCGCAAAGCACCAAGUCGGCCAGCUCGACGAUCUCAAGCGCGAGGUGUACCACCUCCAGCGCGAGCUUCUCCAGGAGAAGACCAAGGUCAAGGCGCUCAGCGAAGAGCUCGAGAAUCCCAUGAACGUCCACCGGUGGCGCAAGCUCGAGGGCAGCGACCCCGCCACAUACGAGAUGAUCCAAAAGAUUCAGACUCUGCAGAAGCGGCUCAUUCAGAAGACCGAAGAAGUCGUCGAAAAAGAUCUCGUUCUUUUAGAGAAGGACAAGUUGUACGUCGAGCUCAAGAACAUUUUGGCGCGGCAGCCCGGCCCCGAGGUCGCCGAGCAGCUCAGCGUGUACCAGCAGACGCUUCGGGACAAGGACAAGCAGCUCAAAGCGCUUCUCUCGGAGCAGAACAUGUUUCAGUCGAAAGAAAACGAACUCAAAUUUGAGAUUGAGCGCCUCGCGCGCGAGCUCCACGACGUCAAGCGAAAGUACUACAAGAAGAAGCUCGAAGACAAGCUCACGGACGUGCCGGGGCUCCCGACGCUGCACAAGCACGCGCCAGCGAUGCCCGAGAAAGUCCGGCAGCUGAGCGACCAGCAAAAGCAGCUUGCAAUCACGUCGUCCAAGCGCUACAUCGGCGGCGGCUUUAGCUUGAACCAAUAA